Molecule: messenger RNA, 2881 nt
Organism: Olea europaea var. sylvestris
Lineage: Eukaryota; Viridiplantae; Streptophyta; Magnoliopsida; Lamiales; Oleaceae
Product: protein TOC75-3, chloroplastic-like
Exons: 9
Coding region: 717-2765 (682 amino acids)
Biological process (GO): chloroplast organization; protein import into chloroplast stroma
Cellular component (GO): chloroplast outer membrane
Source: RefSeq, a predicted model, not a curated record
UCUCUUUCUCUUGGCAUCAUCAGUUCUUUUUCGAGUGUCUUCUUGAUUUGAUCAAAUAGUCAAAAUUUGAAUCAAACGCCUCCAUUGUAUCUUGAGAGAGAUUUUCUAUCAUACUCCAAUCGUGACUUCGUUGGAUAGGGGAGAAACAUCUCUUAAAAGAUAACAUUUUUUUUUCGUGCCUUAGAGUUCAUUAAAUUUUCAGAUUUUCCUACAUUUUUCCUAACAUAAAUUAAGCAUGAUUAUCUAAUAAACCAAGGUUUUAGAUGAAAAUAAAAAUAUUUCAACUUCAUUACACAAUUUCAUCCAACCAUCAUGCUAAGCACAAUUUGCUAAAUAGCAUUGUUAGUCAAACUCACUUCAUUUCCAGUGUUUACAGAGCCGGUUUUGGUAAGUGAGGCCCUUGCCUCAGGCCCAAAAAUUUAGGGGCCCAUUUUUUUUUUUUUCCUUUGAAAUACCUAAUUCCUAUUCUCUGUGCUUUGUCCCGGUUGCAAGAGGCGUCUGGCGAAGAAGACACACAAGAACCAGAGUCCAGAGAAACAGAAAAGUGAAAGGGGGCAGAAAGGAAAAAGUAAAACUGAAGUUACCCAGCCGACAGCCGUCCGCCGCGCCACGCCACGCCACUGCUGCCGCCUGCUUGCCGGGAAAAACUCGCUGUCUUCCUCCCCUCGGCAUCGCAACGUUCUUAUACGGUGGUUUGAAUUUUCUGUCCUUGGGCGAUGGCGAAAGAAGACAAUUUGGAACGAAAAGAAUGGGAUUCCCAUGGACUGCCGGUGAAUAUUGUGGUCAGUCUCAACAAGCUUAGUGGAUUCAAGAAGUAUAAAGUCUCCAAAGUCAACUUUUUGCAUCCACGAACCAGGUCCAUUAUCAAUGUUGAAGAUGCGUUCAACGAUUUGCUUACGCUACAACCUUGUAGGAUUUAUACGAAAGCCCAACUCCAAAAAGAAGUUGAAAAUUUAGCUUCUUCUGGGUGGUUCAAGGAAGUAGAGCUCGACAUGAAAACGAACUUUGAUGGAACAGUUGAUAUCAAUUUCCCCAUUAAAGAAAUGUAUUGGGGGUCAAAGUAUCGAAUGAAAUGCAUCGGCGUGAAUUCGCUUCUAGAGCUGGAUUCAAUCCAAAUGGAUGAAAACAUGACACAGAAUGAAGCAAUGGAAUUCAUGAUGAGCUACAAUAGACAAUAUCGAAAACGAGUGGAGGAAGCCAGGCCAUGCAUGUUGCCAAUGGCAGUGCAAGGAGAAAUCCAAGGAAUGCUGAGACAAUGUGGUAAUGUAAAUUCAAGGCUUUUAAGAAAGAUUGCCAAGAGAAUAGAGAAAUGGUAUCAUGAAAAUGGGUACCAACUUUCUCGGGUCGUGAAUUUCGGGAAUUUGGAUCCGAAUAGUAAGGAACUUGUGUGUGAAGUGAUGGAAGGAGAUAUAAAUAGGGUGGUUGUUCAGUUUCAGGAUAAGCUUGGGAAUAUUUGUGAAGGAAAUACUAAGCUUGGUGUUAUUACUAGAGUACUACCCAAACAGUUAGGAAAAGGACGUGUUUUCCAAAUCGAGGCGUUCAGAAAGGCUUUGAAUAAUCUCAAUUCUCUAAAUCUUUUUUCUAAUAUUGAACUCAAUCCAUCCAUGGAUGAGAGAAAUGGAGCUAUCACUGCUGAAAUUAAGUUACAGGAAGCACAAUGCCAAUCAGUUGAAGUCAGUACAGAAUGGAAUAUCGUGCCUCAACGCAAUGGUCGACCAAUGUUGGCUUCAAUACGACCUUCAGCGAAUAUUUCCUUAGAGGUUCGAAAUCUUAAAGGCCUAAAUCGAAGCAUUAUUGGCUCAAUGACUCUUAGCAACCUAUUUGAUCCCGAGGAUGAUCUAGGUUUCAAGUUUGAAUAUGUACAUCCAUAUCUAGAUGGUGUGCAUAAUCCUCGCAAUCGCACCUUUCGCGCUUCAUGUUUCAACAGUUCGAAAUCUAGUCCUGCGUUUACAGGUGGUCCUGAAGUAGAUUUGCCUCCGUUAUGGGUAGAUCGUGCUGGAGUUAAAGCCAAUAUUACCGAGGAUUUUACCAAACAGAGCAAAUUCACUUGUGGACUUGUCAUGGAAGAAAUCAUAACCCGUGAUGAAAAUGGUCAGAUUUCUAGAAAUGGUCAGAAGGUGAUGUUAAAUGGGGAUAUCAGUGCUAAUGGACCUCCAACUACGCUAAGUGGCACUGGGACGGAUCGCAUGGCAUUUUUACAAGCAAAUCUAACACGAGAUAAUACGAGAUCUCUAAAUGGGGCAUUAAUUGGUGAGAGGAAUGUGUUCCAGUUUGAUCAAGGACUUUGCAUCGGUAGCAAGUUCCCAUUCUUCAAUCGCCACAAGCUAACAAUGACCAAAUUUUUUCCCUUAAAGCAAGUAGAAGAAGGUAAAGGUAAUCUUGCUCCACCUGUUUUAGUCCUUCACGGCCUCUAUGGUGGUUGUGUAGGGGAUCUCCCGAACCAUGAAGCUUUUACACUUGGGGGACCAUAUUCAGUCAGAGGUUACAACGUGGGAGAGCUAGGAGCAGCUAGACAAAAACUCGAGUUGGCGGCUGAGGUUCGAAUACCCAUGAAAAAUGCGUACGCUUAUGCAUUUGCAGAACAUGGAAACGAUCUCGGCAGUUCAGUAUCUGUACAAGGAAAUCCCACGAAGGCAUACAUGAGAAAUGGUCAUGGUUCCUCGUAUGGUGUUGGAGUGAAGCUCGGUCAAGUACGUGCAGAGUAUGCUGUUGAUCAUAACUCAAGGCGUGGCUCACUUUUCAUUCAUGUUGGGGAGAGAUUCUGAGAGUUGUUCAUUAAUCAGAUUAUUAAUUUUUCUUAUUAAUUAUCCAAAUUUUGUUCUUAAAUAUAGGAGGAUUGUAAAGAUUCUUGAAGAAAAAAAUAAAUAAUUUGACUUCUUUU